AUGUUCUCAAAAAAUAUCUCCCUCCACCCCGCCCUCCCCACAGAUGCCCUCACUCUCGCAAAACUCCACAACGCAGCAUUCGCCAAUGACACCCUCAUGGAGAUCAUGUACGGUCCUCUCACUAUGGAAGACCCGCUCUUCGUGGGCGACCUGGAGCAGACCAUCCGCGACGACCCCCACGCCCAACUCAUGAAAGCUGUCGAUGAUGAAUCGAAUCAAAUUGUGGGCUGGUCGUGGUGGAGUAUCUACCAGGAUGCAGUGGCCCAUGCAAAAGCAGAACACGAGGCACAUGAAAGGCAUACCACACCUCCGCCUAAUUCAAUUUGUCCACAGGCGUAUUUUGAUUACGAGGAUUUGAAGGCGAGCGCGAGGUCAAAGUGGCUUGGGGAGAGGCCAGCAGCCAUCCUACAAGUCUUGGUUGUCCAUCCAAAGUACCAAGGUCGGGGCAUCGGGACAAAGUUGCUGAUGGUCGGGGUGGUAGAGGCACAACGUCUCAAGCUGCCCGCAUGGGUGGAGGCUUCUCCGGCCGGGCAGAUGGUCUACAAGAGGUGUGGGUUCCGUGAUGCGGAAAGGCUGGAAUUGGACUUUGCUAAAUAUGGCUUCAAGGGGCUGAUGCUUAUUUACUGUAUGUUGAUAGACGACGUUAAUGUUGAUAAGUAA
Messenger RNA from Aspergillus udagawae, 660 nucleotides. Its product is annotated as GNAT family N-acetyltransferase. Bases 1 to 660 code for a protein of 219 amino acids. NCBI's taxonomy places the organism in Eukaryota, Fungi, Ascomycota, Eurotiomycetes, Eurotiales, Aspergillaceae. Gene Ontology annotation, molecular function: acyltransferase activity, transferring groups other than amino-acyl groups. The record is from RefSeq and is a predicted model, not a curated record. The transcript is spliced from 2 exons.